AUGGAAGACGCAAUGAAAUAUGAACUGUCCGACAUGGACAAAAUGGGCAUGCGCAAGAUUGUGAAACUCUUCAUAGUCUAUGAGCUCCAGUCCGCGGUUGAUCUAGACAUAUUGAUUGCCUCCAUCACGGCAGGUGUGAGGAAUGCGACCAAGCGAUUGCCUAUCAUGACAGGGGAUCUUGAAGUUGACGGUUCGGGCAAAGCCUACAUCGUGGCAGCCCCAGGAAGCCAGGUCGAAGUCAACAUCCGCCGAUUCAAACCCACAGAGCACAAGCCCCUCUCCGUCCUAGCCGCCAGUGGCUUCCAUCCUAGUGAUAUGGAUCCUGUUCAGCUGUUACCUGAAGAACCAACGGCUAAGAAUCCAGUCUGCAGUCUGCAGCUGAGUGUCAUUGAGGGGGGCCUGAUCUUGGGCUUCCGAAUGAAUCAUGCUGCUGGGGACUGGUCUUCAAUUGAUACGUUCCUAUCUCUUGUCUGCCAAGGUAGCAAGGCCCAUCAACAAGGCAUGGAAAUGCCCACGCAUACCCCAGAUUUCAACAGAGCUCCCUACAAUGCCUCGGCGUCCGAGUCGGCCCUCUCGAGAGCAGAGCUAUUGGAAAAGCUCCAGAUAUUUUACAUCAUGGAACUGAGUCAAUUCAAACCAAAACCACCGCCUAUAUCCAAAUCGGGCAUCUACAGGAUCUCCGAGCCAACGAUCCAACAGCUCAAAGCGCAAUGCGCCCCGUUUGUAAGCCCGGUAGACUACAUAACCUCAUACAGCUGCAUCUCCGCUCUCGUCUGGACAGCAGUCACGCGUGCCCGACUUUAUCUUCAUCCCGAGAAAGCGACAUCGCCAUCUCGCUUCAUUCACCCCAUCAACGUACGCACCCGGGACCCAGAGAAGGAAACCUCUGAACUAUAUUUCGGUAACGCUGUUAUUGCAGGCCAGGCGGGCCCUCGCACAGCUCGAGACGCGGCAUUUGGCGGAGACGAAGGCAUUGCAAGGGCGGCAGUUUUGAUUCGCGAAUCCAUCAACACCAUCAACAUGUCUUCAAUCGCUCAUAUGACUUCACUUAUCAAGUCACUCUCUCCGGGAGAGAUACCAGCCUCUCGUGCGGACUUUGCUGACAUGGACAUGAUGAUGAAUAGCUGGUAUUCAGGUACCGCGGAGAAGUAUGAUGUUGGAGCUGGUGCGGUUCCGGUUGCGGUACGGCUGCCUUCUACCAUGGCAGGGGUUUCUAUGAUCUUGCCCAAUUUCUCACGCGGAGCAACGAGAGUCUUUGAGGUUCUUGUUGAGUUGGCUGUCAAGGAGCAUGAUUUGUUAAGGCAGGAUGCGGAGUUUUUGAAGUAUUUCGAGAUUGUUGCGUGA
This is a messenger RNA of Penicillium atrosanguineum, 1344 nucleotides long. Its product is annotated as Nuclear distribution protein nudE. NCBI's taxonomy places the organism in Eukaryota, Fungi, Ascomycota, Eurotiomycetes, Eurotiales, Aspergillaceae. The record is from RefSeq and is a predicted model, not a curated record. Bases 1 to 1344 code for a protein of 447 amino acids. The transcript has a single exon. Gene Ontology annotation, molecular function: acyltransferase activity, transferring groups other than amino-acyl groups. Gene Ontology annotation, biological process: secondary metabolite biosynthetic process.